Vanessa atalanta (red admiral) is the source of this 1737-nucleotide messenger RNA. It is a transcript of the gene SerRS, whose product is annotated as serine--tRNA ligase, cytoplasmic. The coding region runs from base 134 to 1606 and encodes 490 amino acids. Gene Ontology annotation, biological process: seryl-tRNA aminoacylation. The record is from RefSeq and is a predicted model, not a curated record. Gene Ontology annotation, molecular function: serine-tRNA ligase activity; tRNA binding; ATP binding. Gene Ontology annotation, cellular component: cytosol. Lineage: Eukaryota; Metazoa; Arthropoda; Insecta; Lepidoptera; Nymphalidae. The transcript has 8 exons.
UCAGCAAUUCAGAUCGUCAUUCGUCGUAUUGUCAUUUUAUUUCACUAACUUUCAUCAUACCAUUCUAUUAUAUUCCGUAUUUUUGAGUAAUAAAUAACUUACUUUAAGUACACACAUUUCGUUAUAUAUCACAAUGGUUCUUGACUUAGACUUAUUUCGUGCAGACAAAGAUGGAAACCCUGAUAAAAUACGCGAAAAUCAAAGAAAACGUUAUAAAGACGUUGCUUUAGUAGACACUGUUGUUGAACAGGAUACCUUAUGGCGUAAACUGCGACACGAUGCUGAUAACUUGAACAAAUUAAAAAAUGUGUGCAGUAAGGAAAUAGGUCAAAAGAUGAAAAAUAAGGAACCGGUUGGUCCAGAUGAUGAACCUGUACCUCAAGAAGUGUCAGAUAACCUAAUAAACCUAACCGGCGAGCAGCUUAGGCCACUCACCGUUAACCAGAUUAAAAAGGUUAGAGUACUCAUAGAUGAAGCUAUAAAAAAUAAUGAGCAAGCUCUGGUAGUAGCAGAAAAGGCUCGUUCGGCAGCUCUCAGAGAAGUAGGUAACCAUUUACAUGAGUCAGUCCCAGUGGAUGAUGAUGAAGACCACAAUGCCAUUGAGAGAACCUUUGGAGACUGUGCUGUGAGGCAAAAAUACUCUCAUGUGGAUCUAAUUUGUAUGAUAGAUGGUAUGGAUGGUGAGAGGGGUGCAGCAGUAGCUGGUGGACGAGGUUAUUAUCUCAAGGGGCCUGCAGUGUUUCUAGAGCAAGCUCUUGUGCAGCUCUCUCUGAGGAUACUCUUAAAACAAGGAUACACACCUUUAUACACACCCUUUUUUAUGAGAAAAGAGGUGAUGCAAGAAGUUGCACAAUUAGCACAGUUUGAUGAAGAACUUUACAAGGUAGUAGGUAAAGGCUCUGAAAAUAAAGGAGAUGUUGCUGUUGAGGAGAAAUAUCUUAUUGCCACAUCAGAGCAACCCAUAGCCGCAUACCACAGAGAUGAGUGGCUACCUGAAUCUUCUUUACCCAUAAGGUAUGCAGGUCUGUCAACAUGUUUUCGCCAAGAAGUUGGUUCACAUGGGCGAGACACUCGAGGCAUUUUCAGAGUACAUCAAUUUGAAAAGGUGGAGCAGUUUGUUUUGACUUCUCCUCAUGACAAUGCAUCAUGGAAAAUGAUGGAUGAAAUGAUAAAUAAUGCUGAAGAAUUUUGCAAGGUUUUGGGAAUCCCUUAUCGUGUCGUCAAUAUAGUGUCUGGUGCACUUAAUCAUGCUGCUGCAAAAAAAUUAGAUUUGGAAGCCUGGUUUCCGGGUUCUGGUGCUUUCCGUGAGCUGGUAUCAUGCAGCAACUGUCUUGAAUAUCAAGCAAGACGCCUACUGGUAAGAUAUGGUCAGACAAAAAAAAUGAAUGCAGCAACAGAGUAUGUCCACAUGUUAAAUGCGACGAUGUGUGCCACCACGCGUGUCAUCUGCGCGAUCCUCGAGGUGCACCAGUGCGAAGAAGGAAUCAAGAUACCUGAAGUUUUAAAACCGUGGAUGCCAGAACAGUACCAGGAUAUUAUUCCAUUUGUCAAACCGGCACCCAUAGACCUAGAAGCUGCCGCCGCUGCUAAGAAGGGAAAAAAAUAAGUGAAAUACAACAUCUUAAAGUAAUCUGCUUCGUUACGCAUUUAAUUUAUUAUAUGCUAAGCUUAAAGUUUGCAUUUGAUUAUUUUAAUUAUGAAUAUUCUGAUUUAACGUUAUUAAUAAAUUUGGCUCUG